UGACCUCCCGGUUGCUGCAGUUUUGGAGGUGAAACGCUUUUCUACGUCUCACCGUCGUUGGCUACUGACCUUCUCCUGUCGUCUCGUAGAAAAUUCAUACCACGGUGGAGACCUGUGCGCACUCCUGAGAGCAAGUUCAUAAUGGGCGGGAAGGCGGAGAGGCUGGUCUGGGUUGACCUCGAGGUAUUAUACAUUUUUCCUCAGCUAUAAUCUACUCAUUGUUGGCAAUGGUGCUCUGUUUACCAAUGUUUACCAAUGCCUUUUCCCAUCUCCACCUGGAAAUACAAUGACCAUAGAUGACAGGUAUGCAGGUAUCAAAUUCCAAAACUGUGUGUUUGGGAACGAGGUGUUCAAUUUUUCAGGCCUGGAUGUCAGUAAGGAUCAAAUACUGGAGAUAGCUUGUGUCAUCACUGAUAAAGAACUGAAUGUUUUGGCAGAGGGUCCAGACAUUAUCAUCCACCAGUCAGAUGAGGUCCUGGGCUCAAUGAACGACUGGUGCGUCACUCACCACGGAGAGUCAGGGCUAACAGAGGCCAGUCGGUGCUCAAGAGUGGGUCUUGGAGAGGCAGAGGAGCAGAUGCUGGAGUUUGUGAAGCAGAAUGUCCCGGCUGGCCGCUGCCCCCUGGCCGGGAACACCAUCCACAUGGACAAGAGGUUCCUCGACAAGUACAUGCCGCGGCUCAUGCAGCACCUACACUAUAGGAUUGUCGAUGUCAGCAGUGUGAAAGAACUCUGCAGGCGGUGGUAUCCAGCAGUGUUUUCUAAAGCUCCAAAGAAACAACUGAAGCACAGAGCUGUGGAGGACAUUAGGGAGAGUAUUGCUGAGCUCAAGUACUACCGAGGAACUAUUUUUAAGAGUUCUUGAAAAAAUAAACUCCCGAUUGUAGCUUUGUAUACCCCUACGUCUGUACCUGGUCUGCGGGCUAAGUUACUUUUUCUCAGGUGUGACCAAAACCUUGUACACAAAUGAAGGUAU
This is a messenger RNA of Geodia barretti, 976 nucleotides long. The record is from the annotation of a GenBank genome assembly. NCBI's taxonomy places the organism in Eukaryota, Metazoa, Porifera, Demospongiae, Tetractinellida, Geodiidae.